Molecule: messenger RNA, 1802 nt
Organism: Lacerta agilis (Sand lizard)
Lineage: Eukaryota; Metazoa; Chordata; Lepidosauria; Squamata; Lacertidae
Gene: AASDHPPT
Product: aminoadipate-semialdehyde dehydrogenase-phosphopantetheinyl transferase
Exons: 6
Coding region: 498-1427 (309 amino acids)
Cellular component (GO): cytosol
Molecular function (GO): holo-[acyl-carrier-protein] synthase activity; magnesium ion binding
Source: RefSeq, a predicted model, not a curated record
AUGCACAUUGUCAACUGCAAUCUCUUUAAAGUAAUGCCAAGAGGAGCAGGUUUUGAAAACUACAAGGGGUCCACUUGAAAUCCAGUCCUUGAGAGAAGACUUUUGGGAUGCAUUUGCAUUGAAAUCCUUUAUUCCCUUUCCUCAGUAGUUCUUAAACACACCUAAUUGGAAGUAAGCCCCACUAAAUUGAAUGCGACUUACAGAAUUGCGGUCUGGGCAGAAGAGGCAUUGGUUUACGCUGGAGAAAAGACAGAGCAUCAUUCUAUUUAUAUGAUUCUGAUCCUGCCCCUUCCUUCAGUGACCUCACAUGGAGAGGGGCUUAAUCCAUUUUGCAUUCACAACAAACCUGCGAGAGACUGAAAAAUGGUCAUUCAUGCAACAUCCUAACGAGUAGGGAUUUGAACCCAGAACUCACUGGCCCAAGAGUUCUGUCAGCCUCCCAUUUCUCCCCCCCCCUCCACCAUGUGUGUACCCCUCAGGCUGACGUUUUAAAACAUAUGUUCCGGUGUGCUGUGGCUUCCUUGGAGCAUCUUGCUAUGGAGAGAGUACGUUGGGCCUUUUCCUGUGGCACAUGGGUCCCUUGCCGUGAGGAUUGGUUGCUGUCCAUGCGCCUCAUACAGCCUGAAGAGAGAGAGCGCAUCGAACAGUUUGUCUUCCGCCGCGAUGCCAAGGCUGCAGUGGCUGGCCGUCUGCUGAUAAGAAAAUUAAUUGCAGAGAAGCUGAAGAUUCCCUGGAACAAAAUAAAGUUACAAAGGACUUCAAAAGGCAAACCUGUCCUUGCAAAUGACUUAAGCAGUGCCCAUUCCAGCUUCAGCUUUAAUGUUUCCCAUCAAGGGAAUUAUGCUGUUCUUGCCGCCGAGCCUGACUGUCAAGCUGGCAUUGAUGUUAUGAAGACGAGCAUGCCAGGGAGUGGUUCAAUUCCAGACUUCUUUCGAAUUAUGAAGCGGCAGUUUACAGAGGAAGAGUGGAGAGCAAUCAAGUCCAUGAACAGUGAAUGGCUUCAGUUGGAUAUGUUUCAUAGGCACUGGGCACUAAAAGAGAGCUUUAUAAAAGCCAUUGGUGUCGGGAUAGGUUUUGACCUUCAGAGGAUUGAGUUUAAUGUAUCCCCACUGCAACUGGAAGUGGGGAAAACGUAUAAGGAGACAGUUAUGCUCUUGGAUGGUGAAGAAGAAAAGGAAUGGAGUUUUGAGGAAACACGGCUAGAUGAUUGUCACCAUGUUGCAGUUGCUCUGGGGAAACCAGGAGAGUUCGGAGAGAAGCCUGCUGCGGUGCUUUCUUCUGCUGUGACCCAGGCUACAUUUACAACACUGACUUUUGAUGAUUUAGUUGCCUCUGCUGUGCCUCUUGCACCUGAAGAACCUGCCUGCUGGGAUAGCUUUUGUGCUAAGCAGGAAUCGCCAACCCGCCAGGGUUCCAAUCCAAGAUAAGAGAGGCUGCGUUUGCAAGGAGAGAAGCUGAAAGCACUCACAAAGGACACACACUGUUCCCCUUUCCAGUAGUUAAUUUGUAUGUUUGGUGGUCGUGGUGGUGGGAAUGCUAAAAUUGCCUUUUGUGUUCUAGUUUUUUUGCUGUUCUGUACGGAAUGAUUACAUUUUUCAUUGACCUUUUCCAGGAAGACUGGAUUCAGAAGAGGAAAAACUGUUGGGUUUUCUGCUCUCUGGCUGAGUUCAUAUUAUUAUCAGCUGCUGAAUCUUUGUAUUUCAUUUCUGCAGAUAUAACCGAGAGAGGGAAAGAAAGGAAUGGUGUUGGCUGACUUUAAGAAUAUUACAUCAAUCCUGAUUUAAAUGUAGUAUUUUCCUAUA